Messenger RNA from Branchiostoma floridae (Florida lancelet), 5225 nucleotides. Its product is annotated as vacuolar protein sorting-associated protein 8 homolog. The transcript is spliced from 29 exons. Bases 111 to 4409 code for a protein of 1432 amino acids. Gene Ontology annotation, molecular function: protein binding. The record is from RefSeq and is a predicted model, not a curated record. Lineage: Eukaryota; Metazoa; Chordata; Leptocardii; Amphioxiformes; Branchiostomatidae. Gene Ontology annotation, cellular component: late endosome; CORVET complex; early endosome. Gene Ontology annotation, biological process: protein targeting to vacuole; endosomal vesicle fusion; vesicle-mediated transport.
AUCGAUAUUUCCCAUCAUGCCCCGAAACCAACAUGGCUGACCCCGGAAGUUAUAUUUUUUGAUGGUGACAAUUUUUUCGCAAGGUUGAUGAGUAAUAUACACCGGUUCUGAUGGCAGAAGGGAAGCAAGGCGAAGCCCAAGGGCUGUCCGAGGGUCUCGGGCUUGACGAGAUGGAGCAGUUGGACGACAGCGAGUUUGACCUCCCAGAGGUCGUUGCCCCGCCAUCGCUGGAGAGCAUCCUAAAUGAGCCCGAUGACGACAGUUUCAACUUGGACGAGCAAAACCUCGACAUCUUUCAAGAUGCGAGCGGCGAAACUUCCUCAUUGGUCAGCCUGGAGUCGCUGGCCUCGGACAAACCCCUUGCGCCCAAAAAGAAGGCUCACGUCCAGUACGCCAGCCACGGUUCUAUCCUACGCCAUGUCGUGUUAAAGGGCGUGUCGGCGCAAGUCAUGUCGGCUGCUGACAGGGUAGACGCGGGCAUGCCUACCGCCAUGGCGGUCUCACACCUGGUUGCUAUUGGAUCAUCUCAUGGUCUCAUCCUGGUGUUUGACCCAAAGCAGGUUCUGAAGUGGUGUCUUGGUAGUACAGCUGUUGGUGCUCAGUACGGGGCUGUAUCUGCCCUCAGUAUCAACCAUGACUGCACGAGACUUCUCAGUGGAUUUGCCAAGGGACAGAUAACAAUGUGGGACCUGACAACAGGGAAGCUCCUGAGAACAAUCACUGAUGCCCAUCCUCCUGGAACUGCUGUCUUACACAUCAAGUUCACAGAUGACCCUACGCUAGCUGUGUGUUGUGACAGCGGUGGAUCAGUCUUCGAGCUCAGCUUUAAGCGGUUGAUGGGCAUGCGGACGUGCGAGUCUCGUUGUCUGUUCUCCGGCGCUCGCGGCGAGGUGACGGCCAUCGAACCGCUCCUGGCGACAGAGAGCGUCCAGGACCAUCCAAUGAAGGAAGUCAGUCUGCUGGCAAUGGCUUCUCUGUCCAAGAUGUUGAUCGUGAGUCUGAAGCCCCACCUGAAGGUACUGUUCGCCCACCCCCUGAAGGGAGAGCCCACCACCCUCCCCGUGCUGGCCUGGCAGUUCGUCAUGAUACAGAUCACAGACACCACCCGCAUCGUAGACCCGGUCCUGGCGUUUGGCAGGGGAAACAAGCUCUUCUUCUUCCAGGUUUCCUACCAGGAGGAUGAGAUCAAGUUCUCAGCCCUACAGAAGAUGGAGCUACAGUAUGUCAUCAUUGCUGUCACUUGGGUGAACUCCAGAACCCUGGUACUGGUGGAUGCGUAUGAGAAGGUGCAUGUGUUGGAUGUGCGUACUGAGGAGGAGUUAGAAGUGAUUGACAUCUCAGACGUACAGUUGGUCUAUGCCAGCAGCUUCUUCAAGUCACUGGCUACAGGAGGAAACGUGAGCAAGGCUCUGGCCUUGGCUGGCGAGCGAGCAUGUUACAACUCAGUGGUCAGUUUCAGUAACCAGCUGCUGUUCCUGGGCACCAAGUCCAUCCACGUGAUGACCAUCCGGACCUGGAUGGAGCGGAUUGACCUGUUGGUCAAGCAGAACAAGUACAUCGAAGCACUGUCCAUGGCCGAGUCAUUCUAUCUGGGGAGGGCACGGGCAGUGGUGGGUCUACAUGGGGGAUUGGACAGGAGGACACAGAUUAUUGCAGACAAGAUGCUGGAUUUGUUGCUGACGUACGUCGACGUAUCCAUGACGACUCAGUGCCCUGCCAGUGGGAAGAUAGAGGUCCUGGUACAACACUACCAGACUGUGGUACCUGUGUGUGUGGACUACUGUCUGCUGCUGGGGAAAAGGAACCCCACCCUGAUGAAGGACAUACUGUUUGGUGGGAUCUAUGACCGGUUCUGUCAGGACCCGAUCGCCCGCGGAGUGUUCCUGGAGUGUCUGGAACCCUACAUUCUCAACGACAACCUGCGUUCAGUUACUCCUCAGGUUAUGAAGGACUUCAUGGAACACUACCAACACAAGGGACUCCUACAGAACAUAGAGGCCUGUAUUGUGCACAUGGAUGUGGCAAAUCUGGAUGUGCAUCAGGUUGUGGUUAUGUGCUGGCUCCAUGGCCUGUAUGAUGCCCUGAUCUACAUCUAUAACAAAGGCAUGCAGGACUACAUCACUCCACUAGAGGAGCUGCUCAGGGUUCUACAGAGCGCCAUCAAGUCCAACAAACAGCUCACAGACGACCAGACUUCUCUAGCUGCUAGACAAAAGGACAGACUUUUCAAACUUAAGCUUCCAAAGAGUAAGAAACAACUGAUUAAGCUGGGUAACAAGCUCCUGGUGUACAUCAGUUGUUGCCUCGCCGGACGAGCGUAUCCACUGGGAGACAUCCCACCCAAUCUGGUCGACACGGUCAAGUCAGAAGUCUUCAAAUGUGUAACAGUACUACACACUAAAGAUGGCACUGAAGGUGAGCAGACCUACCCCUACCUGAGAACGCUGGUCCAGUUUGACACCAGGGAGUUUCUGAACGUUCUGGCACUCGCAUUCGAGGAGCCAGAGUUCAACACUGAGGAAGGAAUGAGACAGAGGCAGAGAAUAGUAGACAUCUUACUACAGGUGAUGGUGGAGAGCGUAGGUUUCACUCCGACCCAGGUGGGCUGUCUCUUCACGUUCCUGGCACGACAGAUGGCGCGACACGAGAACUCCAUCCUGGUGAACAGACUUCUGUUUGAACAGGUGCUGGAGUUUCUGGCCAGUCCCGAGGACGACAGUCGGCAUGAGGAGAGACAACAAGCCCUACUGGAGCUGCUGAAUGCGGGAGGCUUACAGCAGGUGGAUGAGGAGAAGCUCCUAAGUCUGGCGGAGAACGCUCGGUUCUACCGCGUCUGCGAACUCCUGUACGAAAAGAGGAGGGACUUUGACAAGAUCUUAGCAUGCUAUCUUAGAGAUGCUGCCAGAAGGCAACAAGUGUUCUCCUUUAUCCACACUGUGAUGACUGCGUAUGGCUACAGUAAUGAGGAGAGGAAUGCUGUACACAGGGAGGCCAUGACACAACUGGAGGACCUGGUAUCCAUCAACAGUAAGAAGACUGCCCAGCUGGUCAUCACAGAUUUCGCCCACAGUCUGACAGAGAUAGUGUCCAAACUGGACCCCCAACCUGUGGUGCUGUAUGACUUCCUACAGGGACUCUUUGAUACCAAGGAGCAAGUGAUGAUGAAGGACCCAGUAUCCACAGAGCCGUCUGUGACAGAGAAGUACAUUGACCUGAUGUGUAGAUACAACCCACAGGGUGUCAUGGCAUUCCUGAAGAACAACGACACCUACCGACUGGAGGAAACACUGCAGAUCUGCAGAAAGCACAAGUCGCUGGAGGCUACAGCAUACCUACUGGAGAAGGCAGGAGACGUCCAGGGGGCAUUCAACAUCAUGUUAGAGACACUGGUCAGCAAGGUCAAGGUGCUGAACCAAGUCAUGCUGUCUGACAGCGCAAACACUCCUACACAGGAUUCCCAGACGCAGGUGGCCGUCAGCUCCGUACAGACCAACCUACUGGUCAUCAUUCAAAUCCUCCAGAGGAACUCUGGGAAGAUGCAGGAGGAGGAGCGGGAGGGCCUGUGGUUUCCGCUGAUGGAGGUCAUGUUGUCACCACAGAGGAAACACAGGGACAGUCUGUCACAGGAACAGAUACAAGCCUACAAGGACCUAACACGGCACGUCCUGAAUAGCAUGAUGGGAUACAUCGCCCUCCCGUCCAUCUUACAGAAGAUCAUGCAGGACCCGGCCUACAACACCGGCAAAUUUGGGGAGAUCCGAGAGCUACUGCUGGGGAUGUUAGAUACAUACAACUAUGAACAGACGUUACUGAAGACUACCAACAGCCUGUUGUCCCAUGACCUGCACUGGUCCCUCUGUAACCUGAAGGCUGCUGUAAACAAAGGUCUGGUGCCCAGACAGGAGGACUGUGGUGUGUGUGGGCAACACUUCUCCAUUACAGAGGAACAGGACUCAGUUAUAGUCUUUAGUUGUGGCCAUGCAUACCACACGUCGUGCCUUCAGUCUGUUGGUUGUUGUCACAUGAUCGAGGGGACGCCCCAUUGGUCCUGCUCGCUGUGUAACGUGGCUCGUCGGGAAGCGAAGACAGGACGAGGCAGAACGCUUUCGUGGUCAAGCGCAACUGCGGCCAGCAAACAGGUUGAGCCCCUCCCAUCAGGAGCUGUCAGUCAGCCUCGUUCCCAUGGCGACGCCCUCCUCUCCCCCCAACAGGAGCUCUCCUACUCCCAGCUACAGAAGUCCUUCAAAGGUCCCUCUCGAUUGGCCAUCCUGGCGGAACUGAAGAGGGCGGCAAAGUACGAAGACUCCGGCAAGCCACAAGACCAAAAGAAGAUCUUCAGUAGUAGUUCAAGCAUCUUACAGAAUGAAAACUUUCAACUUAAAGUUGCCGCCCCUCCUGUUAUAGAAUAGAACCUUUGCUAAUAAUGUGUAUAAUACCUCCCAAUACUAUUAGACGGUCAUCCUUGGAAAUCUCAAAAAAGGUGGCCAAUACCAAGACUCCGGCAAGUCAAAGAACAGAAAAAGAUCUUUAUUAAUUAGUUCUAGCAUAGACAAAAAACUUAUGCAACUUAAUGUUGUCUCUCCGCCAGUUAUAUAAUAGAACCUUCCCUUUUGUUUAUGAUAAGUGCUGAUAGGCCAUCCUUAACAAUCUCAAAAGGGUGGCCAAUUCCAAAGACUUUGGCAAGCUACAAGACCAAAAGAAGAUCUUCAGUAAAAGCUCCAGCUUCUUACAGAACAUAAAUUUUCAACUUACAGUUGCUGUUUCGUCAGUUAUAGAAUAGAGCCUUCACUUUUGUGUGUACAAUAAUUCUCAAUAGGCCAUCCUUACGGAGCUCAAAAAAGUAUCUAAUUACAAAGACUUUGGCAAGCUGCAAAGCCUGAUCUUUAGUAGCUCCAGCUUCAUACAGAACAAAAAUUUUCAACUUAAAGUUGCAGCCCGUUUUUGAUUUUGCCCUAAAUGUCUAUUCAUUAUAGAGGUAACAUUCUCAGUAUCCAGAUUUGAGACCGAAUAAUUUAAUUUAUGAUUGAAUGCUGUAAGAUAAAGUCAUUUCAGUAUCAAAAUUGAUGUAAAGUAACUAUGUAAUACGUGCAAAUACUGUUUGAUCUAGAAGUACAAUAUGAAAUUUCAUUGUAUUACUAACAUGCAAUAAUGUGUACCUGCAUAUAUUGUAGGAAAGAUUUGGCUCAGAUUAUACUUAGGGUCCGCAAAGGAUGUCAUCCAUAUAA